GUCGACAGGCGGGCUCACUAUCCACGCAAACCCAGCGGGCGAGUCUCCAAAACCCACGUCGACCCUCACUCCAGUGCGCCGAGCUUCUUUGGCGAGCUUCUCCACGAAACUACUUCAAACUAUGCACAGUCACUUCCCCUCGACCUCGCCGAGUUCGAGGCGGCGGAUGCGUCGUCCGAUAUUCCGCAUGCCGAAACGGAUGAUGAUUCAGACAUUGACGGCAAUGAGGCUGACGAUGCCGAUGACGAGUACGCCACUCAGGACGCGGCAUCUGUUGCUGAUACUUGCUCCAUGACCACGUCGCAGUACGAAGCAAUGAUUCUCGACAAGUUAGAGCGGGAGUGGAUUCUCAAUCUGAGCAUGCACUUUAGAGACCGUUCAAAACGAGAAAAGUUCUUUGUGACAUAUCGUGAGGAAGAACAUAUUUGGCGCCGCGUCACCGUCUCUUUGGAUUAUCGUGAUGCGCCAGAGAAUUCUCUAGAGUGGGAUCUCAGCCGCACCAAAUAUCAGAGGGAUAAGAGCACCAAGAUAUACGAGGCUAUCCGCGACAGUCUACAGGAUAUCCAAUUUUACGACACAGUGACAAACCUAAAGCUCGAAACUACCGACGGAAGACUACAUGUUCACGUAGUCGAAGACGGUAAUGAAAUCAUUCACUACCCCACCGUUAGCCAGAUUCGGCACCUAGGGUGUAAAAGAGUCAAAGAGCGAGACAUUGUUUUUGACUCCCACAUGUCUGGCUUUGUUUACAAAGUCAGCGUGAUGGGCAAAAUGCUGAUCAAGAAGGAGAUUCCCAGCCCCGAUACCGUCGAAGAAUUCCUCUACGAGGUCAAUGCUUUGAGCGGCCUGCGCUUCUCAAAGCACGUUAUUGACUUUUACGGAGUGGUAGUCGACGAUGAUGAUGAGCAGGUCAAGGGCCUUCUCAUCAGCUUUGCUGGCCAGGGCGCCUUGAUCGACAUCAUCUUUGAGAAUUGCAAGGAAAACCACAUUGGUCUCCCUUGGAAUACAAGGGAGAAGUGGGCAAGACAAAUCGUCCAGGGACUGGCUGAUGUCCACGAAUCCGGAUUUGUCCAAGGAGAUUUCACCUUGUCUAAUAUCGUCAUCGACGACGCUGGCGAUGCCAAAAUCAUCGACAUCAAUCGGCGAGGCUGUCCCGUGGGGUGGGAGCCUCCGGAGGCGACGGCCCUCAUCGAGUCUAACCAGAGACUAUCCAUGUAUAUCGGGGUCAAGUCGGAUCUAUAUCAGCUCGGCAUGGUGCUCUGGGGGCUUGCAAUGCUUGAGGAUGAGCCCGAGACUCAGGGUCGGCCGCUCAUCCUGGGACCAGAGAUUAACGUACCAGAUUGGUAUCGACAAAUGACGGAAAUUUGCCUCAGCGAUGACCCGCGAAUGAGGCUGCAGGCCUCGUCACUGCUGCGAAUGUUUCCGCGAGCUGUCCCGGACGAUGAGCACAGUGACGCACUGCGCUCGGAUCACGAUCCUGUGCGCGUGGAUACUGGCGCCGUCAACAACGAGUACCUUUCCGAUGGCUACGACGUCGAGUCCCACUCCGCAAUGAGGACGGUAGACCUUGACGAGGAACUGGUCUAUCCAAGCUCGACAUAUCUGCAUAGCGGGCCUCUUCCUUAUGAUCAGUACUAUACGAGCCGGGGCAGGUCGCCGCCGAGCCCACUACCUAGCGAUAUGGGCGGC
Molecule: messenger RNA, 1689 nt
Organism: Trichoderma atroviride IMI 206040
Lineage: Eukaryota; Fungi; Ascomycota; Sordariomycetes; Hypocreales; Hypocreaceae
Biological process (GO): signal transduction; protein phosphorylation
Cellular component (GO): cytoplasm
Molecular function (GO): ATP binding; protein kinase activity
Source: RefSeq, a predicted model, not a curated record